AUGGAAGAGAAGCUCACUGUUUUCAGAGCAGGAACAAAGAAUGGGCCUUCGUUUUCGUUUUCUGGUGACCACAGCGCACGAGGUAUGAUAAUGGUCAGGGCCGUGAUAAUAUGCAUGUAAAUAUAUAUCUGUGCAUGGAAAGUGCCAAAAACGUGAAGAAUCAUGCAAAGCGUCAUCAAUGCUUGGACGUGUUUGCUUCAUAGAUACUAGCAGAAAGAUAGCUCAAAGCAAAACAAGAAGAUUCAGAUAGGUAAUUUUGAACCGAGUGAAUAAUUAGACACUAGUUAGUUCAGUAAUUGUUUUGAAGCAACUCCAGCUGCUUUGACGGGAUGUAUGCACUCAAUUGCAAAAACGAUGACAUGAAAAAAGUGAGCAAGGAACGACGAGACCCAAUGACUUUAUGAGUACACGAUCACCACAAUUAGUUGCAUGUACAUGGCAAAUGAUUGAAGCCAUCAACGCUUUCCUGAAAGAAAAGAAUUGCCGUGAAAUAAGAUUUUCAUUAAUAGUGAAAAACAAGAGAACAUUAACCGUUGAUAUUUCCUUGCUAGACUCUUGCUAAGCUUCUAGAAAUUUUCAAAAACCCCUUCUUUAUAGAAACUCUUCUAGAUAAAGCGGCUUAAUACUCUCCACAUCAUGAAAUUAAAGGUUAUAGAAGUAUGAUGUAAAUACAAAAAAAAAUUGAUAUAAAAUCGUACAAAUUAACCUUCAAGGCCAUCUCUCCUCCAGCUUAAAGAGACCCUUCUUAUUUGAAAUAACCGGUAGGAUGGCUACCGAGCCUGAUCUGUACUAUCCUCUCAAUCAAAGAGAAAAAAUCGCUGUUCGUCUGUCCAGGGCCGAUAUUUGGCCAAGUGACUUUGAUAAAAUAAAGGUGAAAAGCACUUCAAGUACCAUGGAAUAUGCGUUGCUGAAGUGAGUCAUUACAUGGCAGCAACUUGACUAAAGACGAACAGCAUACCCUUAAACGACUGAAAACGACGACGUCAUAGUUAUUCUUUAAUAAUAAUAACAUUAUACAACGCUGGUCUUAAAAAGAUGUCCAGUAAAUAAAAAUUUAUAAUAAUAUCAUUCUAAAAUACAUAUUUCAAAGACGCUAAAAACUGCUAAGAUAAGACUACUGAAAACCGUCAAUUUAAGAACUACUAAAAACUAGCUUACAAUAUUAAGGACCACAAAAAACACUUAAAUAGACCCUUCUUAUGAGAAAUAACGUUAGAUUUUAUUCCAGAAAAGAAUGCGGUUGUCCAACAACCUCGUGAUGUCUGGAUGGUUACCGAGCCUGAUCUGUACUAUCCUCUCAAUCUAAGAGACAAAAACACUGUUCGUCUGUUCAAAGCCGAUAUUUCGCCGAGUGUCUUUGAUGAAAUAAAGGUGCAAAAGCAUUUCAAGUUCCAUGGAAUAUGCGUUGCUGAAGUGAGUUGUAUGGAGGCCUCAGUACCUCCGUUAUAUUAAGUAAAUAAUACUUGCCUAGUAAUACUAUAUUAUGUGAAUGAAAGUGAUCCUCGCAGUAAUGUGCACUACUUGGGCAGUAGUGAAAAUAAGGCCUGAAAAAAAUUCAGGCCUGUACGGGAUUUGAACCCAUGACCUAUGCGAUACCGGUGCAGUGCUCUACCAACUGAGCUAACAAGCCAACUGGGAGCUGGCUAUUAUGUUGCUAAAAAAAAGGACAUGGAAAAUUUGACGACAAAUUUCCGCUUAAGUUACUCAAACAACUCAUUUGAGUAUACUGGACUGCUGUUUUGAAGGGCGGCGUGAAAUUGUUACCUGCACUCUCCUCUAAACACAAAAUUCUCAGUUUGCAGUGGAGUUCAGUUUCAAAUUCUUGUUCAGCUCUAACAUUAUGCUUAAAAGAUUAUUCGCCUGAGACUUAAUAAUUAUUAGUAGUCAAAUAAAGUUUACCACCCCUUCGGGAAACAAUCUAUUUUUGUGAGUAUACAUUAAGAGAGAUCACGACUUUCAUCUUUUUCUUGAAAGGGGUAGCAUUGUACCAUAAAUUGGGAAUGAUCCCUCAUUAUACUACGCGUUAUACUCUGUUCCUCCUAAGGCAACAAGGACAUAAUUCUAUGUGAAUCCAUAAAAUCUCUCCUAUUCUUCUCAACUGCACAAUUUUCGUCAUUUUAUACCAGAUCCAUUAUGUUCCAAUGGAACGCUUUUGGCUCUGACUGAGGGCUCGAAACGUCAGCUUUGAAACUCUUUACGGUAGCCAAUUUACAUUAUCAACUCAGUUGAUAAUGAUAACGUAAAUAUAAGUUAUAUAAUACUUAAUCACCAUGUCAUUCUGUUCCAAACUCUUUUCUUUGCCAUUUAAAACUGUAGGGUAAAAGUACAAAACACUUGAAGAAACAACUGGAAUCACUGGAUUGGAAAGAAAUAAAACUCGAAACAUGUCACGGUGGAAUGUCCCUCAUGGAUUUUAGCACACUCGUAGGAGCCGUUAUGGUAUACAUGAAAGACCAUUACCCAACCACACCUGAUGAAUACAACUUUCAAGCCGAAUUAAAGGCUGCGAGUCAUUGGUAUUGGUAUCCAAAGAGCAAUAAAAAUCCUGGCCAUGAGGAAGGAGAUCGUACCUCGAUAAAGCUUCCAAAACUUGUAUCGGGUCCCCACAAAGAUAAACGUAUUAAAAUAGCAGCACUAGAGACUUGUAAGAAAUGGAUCAGUGUCCUUAAAGAGUUGAAAACGGAAUCAUCGCCACAAAAGAGAUCUCAAAGGUCUAAAGAAGAUGAGCAGUCUUCAUCUGAAGAGGAUGAAAUUGAGGAACGCAUUUAUGGUUUGUAACUUUUAAACACUAGCGUUAAAGUCUCAAUAGACAGACAAAUUUCUGUUAGUUCAAUUGCAUACCAAGGGACCUGUUAAGCAUAUUAUCUACCUCAAACCUCUACUUCUACCGCAAAAACAGAAAAAUAAGGGGUAGAUUUCUAACAGUAUUAUCAUUUUACUAACAACCUAACUACACGAAUUUUAUGAUAUUGCUGUUGGCGGAGAUCACUGUAUCGAAUUCUUAGUUAGAUUGGGUCCUGUACUCGCUUAAUGAAAAAUUCCUUAAUUGUCCAUUAUCUCAUUUCAGUCUUUAUAAGUUUAUUAUUUCCUCAACUAUUUAUAGAUCUCGAGGAAAGCAUUUUUGAUUUGAAGACAUACUUCGAUUUCAAAGGUAGGUCCCCCUAUUUACUUUUUUCCAGUUAUUCUUAAACCCUUGUCGAAAUUAGCAAGAUAUGCUUUUCUUCUGAGAAAAUGAAAGUACAAUUUUGUCAAAUAAGAAUAAGAACUUCAGCAAUACCGGCAGACAGUUUUUCAGUCGCCCCACUUUGUAUGUCUCUCAGUCUGCAUAUCUGCCAUUCGAUCACUCCGUCACACUGUUACUCUGUCAUUCUGUCACUCUGUCAUUCUUUCACUUUGUCACUCUGUCACUCUGUCACUCUGUCACUCUGUCACUCUUUCACUCUGUCACUCUGUCACUCUUUCACUCUGUCACUCUGUCACUUCGUCAUUCCUUCACACUAUCACUCCGUCACUCUUUCAGUCUGUCACUCUGUCACUCUGUCAUUCUUUCACACUGUCACUCCGUCACUCUUUCACUCUGUCACUCUGUCACUCUGUCACUCUGUCAUUCAUUCACACUGCCACUCCGUCACUCUUUCACUCUUUCACUCUUUCACUCUUUCACUAUUUCACUCUUUCACUCUUUCACUCUUUCACUCUUUCACUCUUUCACUCUUUCACUCUUUCACUCUUUCACUCUUUCACUCUUUCACUCUUUCACUCUUUCACUCUUUCACUCUUUCACUCUUUCACUCUUUCACUCUUUCACUCUUUCACUCUUUCACUCUUUCACUCUUUCACUCUGUCACUCUAUCAUUCUUUCACACUGUCACUCCGUCACUCUUUCAGUCUGUCACUCUGUCAUUCAUUCACACUGCCACUCCGUCACUCUUUCACUCUGUCAUUCUGUCAUUCUUUCAUACUGUCAUUCUUUCAUACUGUCACUCGGCCACCCUUUCAUCCCUCACUCUGUCACCCUGUCACCCUGUCACCCUGUCACCCUGUCACCCUGUCACCCUGUCACCCUGUCACCCUGUCACCCUGUCACCCUGUCACCCUGUCACCCUGUCACUUUGUCACUCUGUCACUCUGUCACUAGGUCGUAAAAGGGUCUCAUACUCAGUUUGGUUAUGAAUGGCAUGUAUUUAAAAUAACAUGAAGCUCAUCUAUCUUCAGAGCUGGAAGAAGACGAAACAGAAAGUGAAAAAUACUCCUAUAAGCAGUAUGGAAAUGAGGAUGAGGGUGGCCCAAUGGAUAUAAAAUUGACCAAGGUGAGCUGAGUGACAGGAAGGCCUGUUACAAUUUUCAUCCUCCUAACACUCACUCGCAAAUGUUUGGGAAGGAUUGUCCAUCGUAAGUUGUUUAAAAGAGAAAAACUGACUAACAAAUUUCUAAGUUUCACUUUCCCUACGAGUUCAUGCAAUUUUUAGAUUAUUUGUUGUUUUUGAAAGAUUAACUCGCGCCUAUUUGGAACAAAUUACAUUCGUAAUUAUUUCAUUACCUACACAAAAAUGAAAGUUUGUCUCUAUUAAUUUUACAGGACAACCCACCAAAUGAGGUGGCCAAGUACGCUCCGCAUCUGGGUGGAGAAUUGCAUUACGAGGAAGAAACAUUACUGAAAAGAAGAUCAGGGAAAAUGGUGUGUCACAAAAGGAACAGCUGGGAAGAGCAUGUAUUUCGACUAAGAUCACAAUCUGCCUGAAUUGGGAAGGUCAAGAACUGAGAAUCAAAUAAACUUUGGAAAGGUUAUUAACUCUGGUUAAGAAUAUAUGAAAGUCAUUAACGUUAUUAACUCUCUUGUAUCACAUAUUCAAGGAAUGUAAAGCUGUGCAUAUCGAUUCAGAGCACUGCAUUUUGGAAGAAUUUGUUUGAAAUAGUAGUUAUACUCGCAACCUUAAUGAGAGUCUGGAGCAAAGACUCGCCUUAGACCCCUUGAUUUAGCGUUUUCCUUUUAUCCACGCUGCGCAGUUUCAAGAUCCAGUAAACACAAACAUUCAUGAUGCACAAAACAUUUAAUACAUUUACACUUAUACAAUAUGUUUCACAUAUGGCUUAAUUAGCGAUUUUGACAUAAUUAUUUCAAUGAAAUAUACGCGUGCGUAUAUAUACACAAUCAAUGCUAUUACCCUAGAAUUUAAUUUUUUCGCUGACAUGAAUAUUAUUAAUUUUUUUACCACUUUACCACAAAAGAGUCUGCUUGUGUUAAUAUAUAUCUCUUAUAUUUAUCAGCGCAAAAUUUUCCUCUGCCCACAAAAGGCUUAAUUUCCCCUUACUGAUCCACUGAGUUUGACAAACUUUCACCGUUUUGCGUUCCACACAGUUUUCCUUACAAAUUUUCGUCAUCAACAAAGUUCCUGCGAUUUGCGGCAGAGCAAAGAGGUCUCUCAGAUUGUUAGAUCUUUUUUGUCUAUCCCUACAUCUUCUGCUAACCAAAAUUUUUCCGGUCUACCCAAAGGAUUGUUUAUUUGAUGGGUUUCUCUGGUAAACAAAAAGUUCAAAUUUAAGGGAACAGCUGAAGAUGAGAUACAAAGAAGAUCAAGUUAAAGAUACGUAAAAAAUGGAGAUGGGUUAUUCCCAACCACAAAUACUUCUUAACUGAUAUCUUGUAAUGGAGCAUUUCUGCCCUCAAACUUGAUUGCUUGGUCUUCUCAUAUUUUUAAUUGUUUAUCAAAUAAGUCUUUUUUUUUUUGCUAUCGCUGAAAUAGAUUUGUAAAAAUGAAACAGAAAACGUUGGGGAAUAAGAUAAUCAGUACUAGCAAUGUAUCUAAUCACGUAUUGCGAUUUAGAGGCAUGAUUAUUUUACUGUCUGAUAAACCCACCUUUAAUGGGAAAUUAGUGCUCAUGAAUCGUUGUAUAACGUGAGCGAGCGCUGAUUCUCAGAUUAGCAGCAGAUUGACUAUGAGUCUGUUUAUAAUUACUUUGACAUCAACAAUUCCAGCUUUUAACUUGUAUUCCACUGAUGUUGUGAGAAAAAGGCAUUGGGAUGUUAUAAUUUUUGAUUUUUCUCUUACAUUUAAUUCACAGGUAUAUUUCCUACUUUUUAGUUUCCAUAGCCAGUUUCUUUUCCUCAGACAGAGGGCCAAAUGUAAAGUAAUCAUGACCAAUAAUUAACAAUUAUCCACUUAAGCAGAAGUGAAUACUAGUGGAUAUUAACCGAGCCGCGAGGCAGCGAGGUAAAUAUCCACCACUUUCACAGUUACUGAGGUGGAUAGUACUUUUCAUUCACCUCGGAACUAGCCUAUCAGCGCGUCAAUCAGGGAUCGCGAAAUGCAUUACAUGAUUCAACUGAAAAGUAAAUAUUAAUCACCAUUGCACGUACAUCCAGCUUCUUUUGGAAAUCUAUCUGACUACCUACAAAAUGAGAGGCACAGCUAAUAUAGUAUUGCUUUCUUUGAAACCUGUAGUUCAUAUUUUUAUACGGAAACUGCUGGAAUUCUUACCCACAUUAGACAUUAAAAACAGAACGCAUCAAGGCAUUCAAUCGUAGGAGGAAGCAACGAACGUGUUGUCUAUCUG
Pocillopora meandrina is the source of this 6555-nucleotide messenger RNA. The record is from the annotation of a GenBank genome assembly. Lineage: Eukaryota; Metazoa; Cnidaria; Anthozoa; Scleractinia; Pocilloporidae.